AUGACAAGUUCCGAAGAAGUCUCAUGGAUAACCUGGUUUUGCGGUCUGCGAGGCAAUGAUUUCUUCUGCGAGGUGGAUGAAGAGUACAUUCAAGAUCGUUUUAAUUUGACUGGAUUAUCCGAACAAGUCCCACAUUUCAGACAGGCCCUCGAUAUGAUACUCGAUCUCGAGCCAGGUAGGUUACUCUCCGUAUAUUCAUAAUUUUUUUAGAUGAUGAAUAUGAAGAGGGUCAUUCCGACCUCGUUGAGCAAGCAGCGGAGAUGUUAUACGGUCUUAUUCACGCCAGAUUUAUUUUGACUAAUAGAGGCAUUCAGUUAAUGGUCGAGAAAUGGAAAAGUGAGGAAUUCGGAACUUGCCCCAGGGUUUAUUGCGAGAAUCAAUCUGUGCUUCCUAUUGGUAAGUAUGAUAAAUGGGAUUAUAAAUAAUCUUCAGGUCUCUCCGAUGUUGUUAAUGAUUCGAUGGUACGCGUUUAUUGCCCGAGAUGUUGUGAUGUGUUUGUGCCUCGAUCUUCGAAAUAUCAUCACAUUGAUGGAGCUUACUUUGGUACUGGGUUUCCUCACAUGUUGUUUUUUGUUCAUCCAGAUCUCCGGCCCAAGAGAACCAAUAAAACAUAUGUCCCAAGGUAAUUAUUUAUGAGAAAAUUGAUGUUCAUGGUUUAGACUCUACGGUUUCAAGAUAAGCCCUUUGGCAUAUCAGCUCCAAUACUACCAGUCCCAAACGAUCGCACAAGCAAACGCUCAACAACCUCCAGCUCAGACCGCAGCAACUCCCAACAACUCAGCCCAGCGAGCCGAAGAUCAGCAAGGCGGCUCACGGCCAGCUACUGCGGCAUCACCUCGGGCUGAUAUCUUUUAA
This is a messenger RNA of Bursaphelenchus xylophilus (pine wood nematode), 855 nucleotides long. Lineage: Eukaryota; Metazoa; Nematoda; Chromadorea; Rhabditida; Aphelenchoididae. The record is from the annotation of a GenBank genome assembly.